Molecule: messenger RNA, 3738 nt
Organism: Plasmodium vinckei vinckei
Lineage: Eukaryota; Apicomplexa; Aconoidasida; Haemosporida; Plasmodiidae
Product: leucine--tRNA ligase, putative
Exons: 1
Coding region: 1-3738 (1245 amino acids)
Biological process (GO): leucyl-tRNA aminoacylation
Molecular function (GO): leucine-tRNA ligase activity; ATP binding; aminoacyl-tRNA deacylase activity
Source: RefSeq, a predicted model, not a curated record
AUGGCUCGCCGUAUGAAUUUAUUAAAUAUCGAAAAAAACAUUCAGAACUUAUGGAAAGAACAUAAUAUAUAUGAAAAAGAAAUUGGAGAUAUUAAUGAAACAAGGUUUACUGGCAAUUUCCCAUACCCAUAUAUGAAUGGGUUAUUACAUAUUGGUCAUGCUUUCACAUUAAGCAAAUUAGAAUUUUCAAUUCGAUUUAAAAAUAUGACAUGUGAUCAUGUAUUGUUGCCCUUUUCAUUUCAUUGUACUGGUACACCCAUAGUCGUAUGUGCUGAUAAACUAAAAAAUGAAUUAAAAAAUAGAGUACUAAAUGAUAAAGCGGAAGAAAAACAUGAAUGCCAAGUUAAGGAAAAUGCAUUAGAGGAGAAAACUGAAGAAAAUUUUGAAAAAAAUGUUGAUGCCACUGUUUUUAGAUCAAACAAAAGUAAAGCACAAUCAAAGGGAGGAACACAACAUACACAAUAUGACAUUAUGAAGCAAAUGAACAUUAGUGAUGAUAAAAUUCAUUUGUUUCAAGAUCCAGAAUAUUGGUGUUAUUAUUUUUCUUCACAAGCUAAAACUCAUUUAGAGACCUUUGGUUUAUAUUGUGAUUGGCGUCGUUCUUUUAUUACAACAAAUAUAAAUCCAUAUUACAAUAAGUUUGUAAAUUGGCAAUUUAAUAGUUUAUAUAAAAAAAAUUUAAUAUAUUAUGGAAGUAGAAUUACAAUUUUUAGCAGAGUAAAUAAUCAGGCAUGUGCUGAUCAUGAAAGAUCAGAAGGAGAGGGUGUAAAAUGUCAAGAAUAUACAUUAAUAAAAAUUUAUUUAGAUAAUUAUAAUGAAUUUUUCAAAAUAUUUAUAGAAAGUGUUUUAAAUAGUAAUACAGAAAAAUCCUCUACUUCAAACUCUGUUAAGUAUACUCCAUUUAAUGAAAACGAAGAAGAUUUAAAAAAUAAAAUAUGGACCGAAGAAUUUUUAAAAAAAAAAAACAUAAUAUUUUUAGCAAGUACUUUAAAACCUGAAACAAUUUAUGGACAAAAUUAUGCAUUUGUUAAUCCAGAUGAUUAUUAUUGUGUUGUAUUUGGGUUCGAUAAACAGAUGCUUAAUUAUGGUGAUAAAAAUUAUGUUAAUAAUAUAAUGACAAAAAAUGAAAUAAUUGAAAAAUGUGAAAAUAUAUAUAUAUGUUCAGAGAAUAGUUUAUAUAACUUGGCUUAUCAAGGAAUAAUACCAAUGUUAAAAAAAAAAGAAAAAAAAGAAAAAAAUAUUGAAAAUAAUAAUAAAGGGGAAUCAAAAAAUAUGUAUUUAAAUAAUGUUGAAGAUGAUAUAUUUAUUUUGGCAAAAAUAAAAGGAGAAAAAUUUGUUGGAUUAAAAGUAUAUACAAAUAUAUCAAAAAUAAAAGAUAUGUACAUUUUACCAAUGACUACAAUUAAAAUGAAUACUGCUACGGGUGUAGUGCCUUGUGUAUCUAGUGAUAGUACAGAUGAUUAUGCCUGUUUAGAAGAUAUAAAAAGGAAAAAAAAAUAUUAUUGUGAAAAAUAUAAUCUAUUAAAGGAGGAAUAUCUAAAUAAUGAAAGUGUAUCAUGUAUUGAAAUACCAGGUAUUGGUACACAUACUGGUAAACAUUUUUAUGAGUCUGAAAAAAUUACAUCUUAUAAAGAUGUAAAAUUACAAAAAUUAAAAGGAAUGUUAUAUAAAAGGCAGUACUUUGAAGGUAUAAUGAAAGUAGAACCAUAUUGUGACAUGAAAACAUUUAAUUGUCGAAAAUUAGUUAAACAAAAUAUUAUUAAAAAUAAUGAUGGCCUUUUAUAUAGUGAACCUGAAGUGUUAGUUAUUGAUCGAAAUAAUGUUAAGUGUAUUGCUGCUUUAUGUAAUCAAUGGUAUAUUAAUUAUGGAAAUUUAGAUUUUAAGAAAGAUGUACUUAUACAAUUAAAAAAAAAUAACUUUCAAACAUAUAACGAUGUUUUAUAUAAACAAUUACAACAUGUUAUAUUUUGGUUAGACGAUUGGUCAUGUAGUCGAGCUUAUGGGUUAGGUACACAUAUGCCAGAUUUUAAAGAAGGAAAUAAAUCAGAAAAUGGAAAAGGAGAAGAAGAUGAUGGUAGUGUAAAAAAAACAGAACUUAUAGAAAGUUUAUCUGAUUCAACUAUAUAUAUGGCAUAUUACACAAUAAGUCAUUAUUUACAAGGUAAUGUUGAUGGAAAAGAAAAAGGAACUCUUGAUAUAGAUCACAAAGAUUUAAAUGAUGCAUUUUUUGACUAUGUAUUUGAUAUUUCUAAUAAUACAACUAAUAUAAGUAAAAAUAUAUCAAUUGAAAAAUUAAAUACAAUGAGAAAGUCAUUUAAAUAUUGGUAUCCAUUUGAUAUUCGAAUAUCUGGAAAAGAUUUAAUUUUCAAUCAUCUAACAAUGUCACUAUUUAAUCAUGUUGCAAUAUGGGGUCAAAAAAUUUAUAAAAAAAAUAAAGAUUGUUUAGAAGAAAAAAGUGCAUUAGAUAGACAAACAGAAAUAUUAAAUGAAGUUGAUAAUCUUGAUUUGAACGAAUGUGAAAGUAUUAAAUAUUUUCCAAAGUCCUUUUUUUGUAAUGGGCAUGUAUUAGUAAAUAAAGAAAAGAUGUCAAAAAGUAAAGGAAAUUUUAUAACUAUAGAAAAUAGUAUAAGUCAGUACACUAGUGAUGGUACUCGAAUUGCAUUAGCAGAUGCAGGAGAUUCAAUAGAAGAUGCAAAUUUUAAUACAGAUACUGCAAAUAGUGCUAUUAUGAAAUUAUAUAACUUAAUAAAUUUUUCUAUAGAAACUAAAAAUAAUGUAUACAUAUUUAGAUGUGGAGAAAAAACAUUUAAUGAUCUUAUAUUUGAAAAUGAAAUAAAUUAUUUAACAAAUAAAUGUAAAGAAGCAUAUGAAAAAUUAUUAUUUAGAGAUGUAUUGAAAUAUGGAUUUUAUGAUAUGCUAUUAAAAAGAGAUACAUACAGAAUGAUGUGUGAUAAAGUACAUAUGCAUAAAGAAACUGUAAAUUUUUUUAUCGAAAGAAUGUGUAUUAUAAUUAAUCCAAUAAUACCACAUGUUACUGAACAUAUAUGGACUUAUAUUUUAAAAAAAGAUAAAUUUUUAAUAAAACAAAAAUGGCCAAAUUCAGAAGAUACUAACUUUUCUAUUGUUAUGCAUAAACAAUAUAAUAACCUUUUAAAUGUUAUGGAAAAUUUUCGAAAAUCAUAUGAUAAAGUUAUAAAUAAAAAUAAUAAAAAUAAAUCACCAACUAAGAAUCAAGCAAAUAAUCAAACUACUAGCCAAACGAAUGCUGGCAUAUCAGGAGGUAGUGGGCCAGAAGAUGAAGAUGAAAAACAUAAAUUUAAAGCUAUUGUUUAUGUUGCUAGAGAAUAUAAUGAUACACAAAAAAAAAUUAUUGAUAUAUUAAAUAAUAUAAUUAAAAAUAGUGAGGAUAAAAAGUUACCAUCAAAUUUUAUAAAUCUAUUAGUACAAAAUAAUUAUGUUAAUAAUUUACCUAAAAAUGAAAAAAAAGAUAUUUUAAGUUUUGCUACAUUCCUUGUCAAAGAUAAUGUUACACUAAAUAAUAAUCAAUAUGAACUUACCUUACCAUAUGAUGAAAUUCAACUAAUAAAAAAUAAUAUUGAUUUUAUAAAACGAAGUUUAAAUUUGAGAGAUAUUCAAAUAUUAGAGAAUGCUAAAAAAUGUGACAUAGACAAUACUGAUAUAUAUAAAUUAUCUAACCCUGGUAAUCCAUCAAUUUUUAUAUAUAAUACAAAGGAGUAG